AUGACGGCCCAAGAUGAAGCAUUACCUCAAGAAUUAUUCUUUCGUAUAUCGGGAACUGGUGAUAGUCCAUGGGAAUUAGGUCGACCUCAACCAGCAAUAAUUAAACUUGUUGAAAAAGGAAUUUUUCAUGGUGAAAUACUUGAUAUUGGUUGUGGUAUUGCUGAUAAUGCAAUCUAUAUUAAAAAUCAUGUAGAGAAUAUUAAUCUUACAGCAAUUGAUCUAGUGCCAAAAGCAAUUGAAGUUGCACGUGAAAAAGCUGAAAAAAAUAAUGUUAAUAUUCAAUUUGAAGCUGUUAAUAUGCUUGAUGAUCUUUCAACAAUAACAACACAUACUUUAAAACAACAUUCAUAUGAUAUUAUUCUUGAUGCAGCUGUUUUUCAUAUGUUUUCAAAUGAUGAUCGUCAAAUUUAUGUUAAAAAUCUUGAAUAUUUAAUUAAACCAAAUGGUCUUUAUAUUCAAAUAUGUUUUAGUGAAAAAGAAACUCGUGAAGGUGGACCACGUCGUAUAACAAAAGCUGAUUUAAAUCAAUUAUUCUCGGCAGAUCAUGGUUGGACAAUUGAAUCAAUUGAAGAUACUGUUUAUGAAUUAAGACCUGAUGGACCAAUAGGUACUGAUGGUCGUGCAUAUCUUUCAUUGAUUCGACGAAAUAAAAACAUUUAG
Molecule: messenger RNA, 660 nt
Organism: Adineta steineri
Lineage: Eukaryota; Metazoa; Rotifera; Eurotatoria; Adinetida; Adinetidae
Source: the annotation of a GenBank genome assembly